GGGAGAGAGAAAGAAAGAGAAGAAGUCAGUGUCACUGAGAGAUAGGAAACUGAGCGUGUGUUUGAAAGCCGGAGUGGAGAAAGAGCUGUAAACAUUUGAGCCUAGAGAAGUGAGGAGGAGGAGGAGGAGGAGAAGAAGCAGAAGGAGGAGGGAUUUCUCUGACUUUGUGACUUUUUCAAACUUUUUUUUUUUUUUUGUUGAGGUGAUUGGAGCUUUCCUCUCAGUAUGUGUAUGUGGAGGAAACUGGCUGGAGCAAUGCAGAGAGAGAGAAGUCAGGAGCAGAGGUAGAGGGAUUCAAAGAGAGAGAGCGAGGGGGAGUCUGGAGGAAAAGGAAAACCACUCUGAAGGAAAGAAGCCAUGCAAGUGGAUGCUAUCUUCUUUGGGGUCAGGUUUCGCAAAAUGAGAGACUACUCCAGGAGCACUUCAUCAGGGCUCACCCAGCUCAGAGAGGAUGCCAGCUGCUAGCACCAUGACUGGAGGGAGGGCCCUGCUGCUCUGUACAAACACUGAGAACUGUAUCUACCAAUCAGUCAACGGGCUCCAGUGCUGCGGCUUGAAGGUCGGGGAGGCUCCGUCGCCUGCGGUGCCCAAACCCCAAGAGGCGUGUGGGUCGCCAGGAGACAGAGACAGAGACAUCAGACCUCCCGUCUCCCCUCUCCUCAGCCUGAGUGACAGCCCCGGUGAUCUCGGCACCAUGCUGGCUCACAGGAGAACCACUACGACCGCCACGAGCGAAUCACGAGCCGCUAACAUGGAGAACGGGCUCUGUGGAAAGUUGAACCACAAGAGCUCGACAGGGGCCAAGACGGCCAGCAUUCGCGAUAAGAUAUCGCAGUGGGAAGGCAAAAAGGAGCCUGCCUCCAUAACUCUUACGGGGACAUGUCCGCUAAGCGCAACGCAGAAGGAGGCCGAGACUGUGAGGAGGAAAGAGUCCAAAACCUCUGAGGUCCAACGGACGGACAGCAAAAGGUUUGUCAGCUGGGACAGACAAGACUCAGGGAAGGAAAAUGUUGGAAAGCUGGGGGAUCCAAGGCCUCAAUCUCCAGAGUAUCCAACAAACAAAGACAGAGACGUGAUACUAGAGAGAGGAUUCCGGCCCUCCAAGCCUGCAGAACAAGCCCAAGACAAAAAGACAGUUUUAACCCACGUUAAGAAACUGGAGAGAGCAACAAAAGAUGUUCCAGACAAGCCCUCACUGGUAUUUCCAGGGAAUUAUUUUUGCCCCCCUUCAAAGGAAGAGCUGGAAGAGAAUGAAAAGAGGGGCAACGAGCCCAUUUUCGGGACGUUCGAUACGGUUCGACAUGGAGGGUCUCGGAGAUGGAGGGAGGGGGAUUUGGAGAACGUAUACAGUGAGCCAGGUGCUCCAUCCAUAAAUCCUCUACCCAAACCUCAGAGAACCUUCCAGCACCACACGCCGCCCGCCACUCCAGUCUCUGGGCCUUGCUCGGGGAAAGGAAAGAGGAACUUGCCUCCUUUGCCCUCCAUUCCUCCCCCACCUUUACCUACGUGCCCUCCCCCAGGGGUCUGCAGGAGGCCGUGGACCGACAAAGCUCGUGACAGUAGUAACAGGAAGUCUUAUGAGUUUGAAGACCUGCUUCAGUCGUCAACAGAAAGCUGCCGGGUGGACUGGUAUGCUCAGUCCAGGCUGGGUCUCACACGCACUUUAUCAGAGGAGAAUGUCUAUGAGGACAUUAUAGAUCCUCCAUCCAAGGAGAAUCCCUACGAAGAUAUAGAGCUGGAAAGAAGCUGUUUGGGGAGUAAAUGUGUCUCACCUGUGUCCUCGUCUCCUGUCCCUGACACGCCCACUAAGCUCAGCUCCAAGCCUGGCUUCUUCAGACAAAACUCAGAACGAAGAAGCUUUAAAGUCCCAGAGCUACGCAAAACCAGCAGAGACACUGGCUUCUCCUCACCCUCCCGUAUCAGCCCCCCCUCCACGCCCAGCAGCCCCGAUGACACCCCCUCUCUGUCCGGGGACCCGUACAAUCGCAGGAGGAAGAAAAUCCCAAAGAUGGUGCUGAAAAUCAACGCUAUCUUCGAGGCACGGAGGGGGAAGAAACGCAUGAAGAAGGUGUCGCAGUCCACCGAGUCCAGCUCAGGGAGAGUAACAGAUGAGAACAGUGAGUCCGAAAGCGACACAGAGGAGAAACUAAAAGCUCACAGCCAGCGGCUGGUGUCGGUCCAGUCCAUGCUGAGGCAGACGGGGAGGUACCGGACCCUGGAGAGAGAUCUGAUGGAGCUGCAGGAGAGGAAGCUCUUUGAGUAUUUUAUAGUUGUUGCACUCCACAAAACAAAAGCCGGCGUUCCCUAUCUGCCAGAAGUCACACAACAGUUUCCUCUCAAGCUCGAGAGGAGCUUUAAGUUCAUGAGAGAGACUGAGGACCAGCUGAAGGUGAUCCCUCAGUUCUGCUUCCCUGAUGCCAAAGACUGGGCGCCCGUCGACAAUUUCCCCAGUGAGACGUUCUCAUUUGUACUGACUGGCGAAGAUGGAAGCAGGCGAUUUGGCUACUGUCGGCGUUUGCUGCCCAGCGGUAAAGGCCGACGGCUUCCUGAGGUCUACUGUAUCGUCAGCCGGCUGGGAUGCUUCGACCUCUUCUCCAAGAUCCUGGAUGAAGUGGAAAAGAGGAGGGCGAUCUCUCCUGCUCUGGUGCAGCCCUUUAUGAGAGGAAUCAUGGAGGCUCCGUUUCCAGCUCCGGGGAGGACGAUCACCGUCAAGAACUUCCUCCCGGGCUCCGGGACCGAGGUGAUAGAGCUGUGUCGACCUUCAGACUCACGCCUGGAACACGUGGACUUCGAAUGUCUCUUCUCAUCCUUAAACUUGCGCCUCCUCCUGCGAGUGUUUGCCUCCCUGCUGCUGGAGCGCAGGGUCAUCUUCACUGCCGACAAACUCAGCACAUUGUCUCAGUGUUGUCACGCCGUCGUGGCUCUCCUCUACCCCUUCACCUGGCAGCACACGUACAUCCCCGUCCUCCCACCGUCCAUGCUGGACAUCGUCUGCACCCCGACGCCUUUCAUCGUCGGCCUCCUCUCCAGCUCUCUACCUCGACUCAAGGAGCUUCCCAUAGAAGAAGUCCUGGUGGUUGACCUCUGCAACAGCCGCUUCCUGAGACAGCUGGAUGACGAGGACUCAAUUCUUCCUCAUAAGCUGCAGGCGGCUCUGGAGCAUGUGCUGGACAAGAGGAGGGAGCUGGCCUGCGAGAAGGGAGACCUGCCCAACGACUCCGGCUCGCUCAGCACGGUGGUGUCGGAGGCCUUCGUGCGUUUCUUCGUGGAGAUGGUGGGCCACUUCUCCCUCUUCCUGGGCGGAGCGGAGAGGGAGGACGAGUCGGCCUCCUCCCCGGCCUUCAACGGCUCCUCCUCCUCCUCCUCCUCCUCUUCGUCCUCAUCCUUCCAGCGCGAGGCAUUUCGCAAAGCAGUCACCUCCAAGAGCCUGAGGAGGUUUCUGGAGGUGUUCAUGGAGACGCAGAUGUUUACCGGAUUCAUCCAGGAGAGGGAGCUGCGGCGCCAGGGCCUCAGAGGUCUCUUUGAGGUGAGAGCACAGGAGUAUCUGGACUCGCUACCAGGGAGUGAGCAGAGAGGCGUCAACAAGUUCCUCAAAGGUUUAGGAAAUAAGAUGAAAUUUCUCUCCAAGAAAUAGGAUGUGGAGACAGUGAAGGCUGGAAAAACAAACAAAAAGUAAAGACUCGAAGACACGCUCCCUUCCAGACAUGGGAGACAUAGUUUAGGUGGAGACGAGUCUUCAUGCCGGACGGAGGAGCCCUGAAGUGAACUGGAGACAGUUCACGGAAAAGGGGACGGUUAGGCUUUAGCUCCCAGCUUCAUUAGCCGCUCAUUCCAUUAGUGUUGUGAAGGGUUGACGUUGCCAGAACUCAACACCGACAUGAUAAAGCGUCCAGCAGCGUGUCGUCUAAUGCUUUAAAUGUUUUUCGGAUUACAGUCAGUCCCGACGGUGUCUUUUACUGCACGGUGUAAAUGUCUUAGGAUGUGUUCUCGGUCACUAACGGCACCUGUAAGACUGUAGGCAGCAGUGUCACUGAAAGUUCACUUUGUGUACAAUAUUUCUUUUACAUUCCAAGUAUUUUCUAUAGAGGCUUUUUUAUAUAUAUAUAAUACUAUAGUACAACUUCUUUGACAACAGGAGGCUUUUUUUUAAGUUAAUUUAUAUUCCUUUUAGGCAAACCUAAUCUCUCUAUCUCAGUUUUUUUUUUUAACUUUCUGUCAAAUGAAAGUGAAGGAGUCUCCUGUAGUUUGUGAUCCACUUUAUUUAACAGAGUCUAGUCCAGGCUGUUUGUAGACCACUCUGGGUUGUUGGGUAUAUGUACCACUGUUUCCAGGUAAUUUUAUGGAAUUUUGAAAUACAAUGAGCAGCGAGGAAAAAGUGAGGAGGAGGAGAAAAUCAAUGUGAAUGCAUCUAUUGGUCUCAUUUUGGUUUCAGUAGAGGAUGGAGGGGGGCAGGGUGAAGGUGAAGUCUAUCUGUGGCAAAUCACGGUCAGUGUCUUCACAAAAAUAGCUCGGGUUGUCUUAAACUUGAUUGAGAAUGAAAAUGAACCUUCAUAAAUAAAAUAAAAU
Messenger RNA from Salarias fasciatus (jewelled blenny), 4566 nucleotides. RefSeq names its product DENN domain-containing protein 2A. Bases 452 to 3634 code for a protein of 1060 amino acids. The transcript is spliced from 20 exons. Gene Ontology annotation, biological process: retrograde transport, endosome to Golgi. Gene Ontology annotation, cellular component: actin cytoskeleton. Lineage: Eukaryota; Metazoa; Chordata; Actinopteri; Blenniiformes; Blenniidae. The record is from RefSeq and is a predicted model, not a curated record.